GGUAACUAUGUGUGUAUCAUAGCAUUAAUACUUAUUCAUUUUUAAACUGGUUAUCACAAACGUCACUAUUGUCUAAACAAAUUUUCUAUAAAUGUCGAAAACAGUCGCGCUCCCCCUUUAUCCACUGUUCCUCUUUGUCUGUCUCGCUCACUGUGUCUCCGUUUUUUAGCGGGAAAAUAAACUGUGAUUUCGACCAGUCUUGCAGCGUGACCUAGUAGGCUCAAGCAUGACUUAUCACGUUCUUAUAUCGUCAUGUCUUAUAAGUCCCUUUCCCUUUCUCUUCUCUUGUUUCUUUUUUUUUUCUUUUUUUCUCUUUGUUGUCGUUCACUUCAAAGCUUUCUCAACUACUACUAUUACACAUUGUCUAUGUUCUCUUCUUGGUUAUCAUCUUGGUAUCAUCAACCCCAACAGAUUCAGGAACCAUUUAACGAUCACUACGAACCUUUAGAUGAAGAUUGGAUAAAGGUAAAGACAACAAAGGAACGGCAACCAGCGCAAGAUCCAACCGAUGAACGGACCGAGGCAAAAGAGGAACGGACCGAAAAGGAAGCUCCUAUUGUCGAGAAAAAGAUAUCGAGGCAGGAACGCAGGGCUCAAUUACGUUUGGCUGCCAAGGAGAAAAAGAAGCAAGCGAGAAAUGCGCUUCGAAAGUCUACCAACUGUAUCUUGUCCUCAGGUCCACUUUCCAUUGACCAUUAAAUUUCUUGUUUUCUAUAUACAUAAAAAUUAAUACAUUGAUCUUUCUUUUUUCUCUUUUCAGGCUGUUGGAAGAUUGCAUAGAGAGGGGGGGGGCAUAUGUCCUAAAAUUGAGAUACAAAAGAUACGAUAAGUAUUCUCGGAUACAUACCAAGCAAAAGAUAAUAGAUAAGAUUAUACAAAAAAAAUUAGCAUUCUAGUUUAUUUAUUUUUUAACGAAAUUUACCUAAAGCAUUAGAGUCUCUUUCUCCCUCUGGCGUUGCCUGUACGGAAAGUCAGCGGCAAGAUGGUUACAUUUUCCAGCGUUGGAGGAACUGGAUCAAGGCAAGGAAAAAGUAACACCAAAAAGAAGUAAGGUCCGACAAACCAUGGAUAGAUUU
Molecule: messenger RNA, 1076 nt
Organism: Rhizopus microsporus ATCC 52813
Lineage: Eukaryota; Fungi; Mucoromycota; Mucoromycetes; Mucorales; Rhizopodaceae
Exons: 1
Coding region: 253-699 (148 amino acids)
Source: RefSeq, a predicted model, not a curated record